CCCAGAGAGACAAGAAAGCACCAAGUACAGCACCAAGUGGUUGGAGUUGCCUGCUCCCUUGUACUGAAAGUACCUACAUUUAAAGCCUACAAAUAAUGAACGAAGGCAUAUUUUUGAUGAAAACAGUUUUUGAAUAAGAUACGCUUGUAUUUUGAUACAUUUUUAACAAAUUGRGGCAAGAAUUACCCCUGCAAAUUUGUAAAUACUAAACGAGUUUGAAGAGCGCGAAACCAAAAUGGAGUUCAACGACGUCCGCUUCGAGUUUAUCUCGGACUAUGUUCUCAAGACAAUGAAGCUUAAAGCUGACAAAUGGGCUAAAUUGCAAGGAAAUGAAGAAUACCGUCAGUUAAUAAUAGACUUUUUCGAGAAACCAGAGCACAACACACUCGUAAUUUCUUUAUCUGGAGGCAGUCAGUUGGUACCGGCUUACGAGUUUCCAGAGAGCAUGAAAAACAAAGCAGUCUACUUUGUCAAGAAAGAAAAGGGAAUAAACGUUGGCAAAGACAAUUUUAAAAACUCUUUGAGCUACGGAGAUUUAUCUGCUUCGCCUCUGGACCAACUUUCAGUUUUAGUUGAAGAGAUUCUAGUUCCAUUACUGUCAAAUCCACGUAACCAUGAGCAGUGGCCAGCCGUGGUAUCCCAAGAUGUCAUGCGACAUGUUCACCAGUUAAAGAGUAAUGUUUUUGUUAUUGCUGGACAAGUUAAAGGCAAAACAUUGCUGCCUCUUCCAGUAGGUUCGGAGCAGGUCUCUGAAGCUGUUGAAGCAGAAGAAAGGGGUGAAACAUUUGAUCGCAGUCUUGUACAUUCCAUUGAAUCAGUCAUAAUUGACUGGAGUCACCAAAUUCAAACAGUUUUGAAAAGGAACUCAGCACAGUCUCUACUGGAUGGAGAAAACCCAGGUCCUUUGGUUGAACUAGAUUUCUGGCAAGCCAGGGCUUCAAACCUGGAAUGUAUCUUCCAGCAGCUCCAUGAUGGAAAAGUGAGACGAAUGGCUGAGCUAUUAGAAAAGACACAAAGUAGUUACUUCCCAGCUUUCAAGAAGAUCUUCAAAGAUGUUAUUUCUGCACUUGAGGAAGCGAGAGACAUAACCCUCCAUCUCAAGCCUUUACGCAGACAACUUGAGGACAUGGAGCAGUAUGAUUUCUCUGAGUUGUACAAGAUUCUACCAGCAAUCUUACAUGUUGUGGGUCUAUUAUGGGCAAACUCCAAAUUCUACUGUUCUCCACCAAGAAUUAUAGUCCUCCUUCAGGAGCUUUGCAACAUGAUUAUUGAUAUGGCCAGAACAUAUCUUGAUCCUGCAGAAAUUUUCAAGUCUGAAGUUGAAGAGGCUUAUGAAAAGACACAAAAAGCCAUUGAGAUUUGCAUGUUGUUCAAAAACACAUUCCAAGAAAACAGGAAGAACAUCUCCAAGUUUUUCAAAGAGGGUGCCGACAUCAAGCCUUGGGAGUUUGGCAAUGAGCUUGUUUUCACAAGACUUGAUAAGUUUGUUGAGAGAUUGCAAGUUGUAGAGGUAAAUAUAUUAUCAAAUACUCUUAAAUACAUAUAUCUCCGUAUUACAUGUGUAGCAGAUUCCCAAGGUUGCUACUUGCAUGGCCAUGAAAUUUUCUUCCCAUUUUCACUGUUCAACAAACCUGUACUCGCCCUUUAUUCAGUAGACACCAGGUAAUAUAAAGUCCCAAUGCAAAGUGUCCAUGCACUAAAUAGAGGUACUAUUGUAUCAGUGUCUGAGCUGAUAGGUAUGGUGUAUUAAUAUCCUAUUUCUUGUUUUCAGCUAUUGGACUGCCUUGGCUCACUUCUCGACCGUCCAUUGAUCCAUGUUGACUUUUCUAAAAAAUAUCCAGUGCUAUUAAGAAUGUUUGAACAUGAACUGGAUCAAUCCAAAGUGAUCUUUGACAACCAAAUGGCUGCUAAACAAGCUGACAGAACUCCACCAAUCAACAAGAACAUGCCUCCUAUUUCUGGAGCACUGAAAUGGUCCAAUGAAUUGAGAGACAGAAUUACCAAACCCAUGCAAGCUCUUAAGCUGUCUCUAAAUCAUGGGUCUCUUGAGACGGCAGAAGCGAUGAUUAUAUUCAACAAGUAUGAUGAAAUGAAUAAACUAUUGACCAGUUAUGAUGAAGAGGUUUACAAUGAGUGGACUAAAGGCGUCGAUCACAUAUGUCAGCAGAACUUGGACAAGCCUUUGAUUGUCAGAGAUCCCAAUACCAAGCUCAUCAAAGUCAACUUUGAUCCUGAUCUAACCGCGGUUCUUCGAGAAGUAAAAUACUUAGAAACUGCACAAAACGAGACCCUGGAAACGAUCCCUGACAGUGCUACUACUAUCUACUCACGGAAUGAAACAUUCCACAAGUUUUGCGCUAACCUGGACUUAACAGUAGCAUGGUAUAAUAAAGUUCGCGAGACCUUACUGGACGUGGAGUUUCCUCUUGUUGAAGGACAGCUACAGAACAUCGAUAACCAACUAGAACAGGCUGAGAAGAGCUUGAACUGGAACAGUGAUGCGGCCUGGGAGUACAUCGAGAAGACUCGAGACAUGGUUCAUGAUCUUCAAAACCGUGUGCAAGCUGCUAAGGACAACGUAGAUGCUAUAAGUGAAUUGAUGACUAAAUGGAGUGAGGCUCCUCUGUAUGAAAGAAAAGAAGGCAAAAAGGAAGGUCUCUUGAAUUUAGAGGAUCGUGUUUCAUUGCUUCAUAAAAGAUACGCUGUGAUCGAACAAUCAGGAGAGAAAAUACAUGCCUUACUGCAGAAAAACCUGGAGUUAUUCAAGGCAGAUUCCAACACAGACAUCUGGCGUGCAUACGUUGACUAUCUAGAUGACAUGGUACUUGAUGGUUUCUUUAACUGCAUCCACUGCUCUCUUAACUACCUGUUAGACAAUACAGACUUGAAACACAACAGCACUCCUUUAUUCGAAGCCAAGCUUGAGCUCCAACAACCAGACCUGGUGUUCAUUCCAUCGUUAGAUUUCGGAGUGUCUGACGGAUAUUAUGAUCUGGUGGAAAGCAUCGUGAGUGACGUCUAUAAGAUGGCGUCUCUUGUGAAGAGACUUGCCGACCAUAGCGAAUCGGAUAAUUAUCAGUCUGACGUAGAAGACAUGCUUGAUUUGUCUGAAAUGAGGCAAGACUUGAUGGACAGAGUCACUGGUAUCAUGAACAAAGCCAACGAGUAUCGAAGUUCUUUCGACAAUUUUUCGUAUCUUUGGCUGGACGACAGGGCCGAGUUCAUGCGCCAAUUCUUACUGUACAACCAUGUUUUGACUGCAGAGGAAAUCGAGGCACACACAGAAGAUGGUGUACCAGAGUGCCCUCCAACGUUAGAACAGUUCAAAGAGCAAAUCGAUACGUAUGAGAUGCUCUAUUCGGAAGUAGAAGAAGUAGAAGGAACGAAUGUAUUUGAUACGUGGUUUAGAGUCGAUGCUCGACCCUUCAAGCAGGCUUUGUUAAACAUCAUCAAGAGAUGGAGCUACAUGUUCAAGCAGCAUCUCAUUGACCAUGUCACCAACAGCUUGAAUGAUCUCUCUGAGUUUAUCAAGGUUGCAGAUGUUGGUCUUACUGAAACUGUCCAGGAAGGUGACUACAAUGGUCUGGUAGCGGUCAUGGGACAUCUGAUGGCUGUGAAGGAUAGACAGUCAGCUACUGACGAGAUGUUCGAACCUCUGAAACAAACGAUUGAGUUACUAAAGACCUAUGGGCAAGAGAUGCCAGAAGAGGUGCACACACAGUUGCAGGAACUUCCUGAACAAUGGAACAACAGCAAGAAGAUCGCAGUCACUGUCAAACAACAAGUUGCUCCUCUACAAGCCACAGAGGUUGCCAUCAUCAGGAGAAAAUGCGGUCAGUUCGACAUCAAGCAACACGAAUUCCGAGAGGAUUUCCGCAAAACGGCGCCAUUUGCAUUCGACUCUACCAAUGUGUACGAGCGUCUGGAUAAAUCGAACCGCGAAAUAUGUAACAUGGAGAAGGAGAUGGGUGCUCUACAUGAGUCAGCCGGUCUGUUCGAGGUGAACUUCCCUGAUUACAAACAACUGCGCGCCUGUCGUAAAGAAGUCUUCAUGCUCAAACACUUAUGGGACAUGGUGUUUGUGGUCAGUACGAGUAUCGAUGAGUGGAAGCUGACUGCAUGGGCUGAUAUCAAUGUAGAGGACAUGGAGAUGGAGUGUAAGCGAUUCGUCAAGGAGAUUCGUUCGCUCGAUAAAGAGAUGCGUGCCUGGGACGCUUUCGCUGGGCUGGACUCAACCGUUAAGAACAUGGUGACUUCACUGCGUGCUGUAGGAGAGCUACAGAAUCCUGCUAUCCGAGAACGUCAUUGGGAACAACUUAUGCAGGCAACAAAGGUCAAGUUUGUCAUGGACGAUGACGCAACACUGGCUGAUCUACUUGCGCUCAACCUUCACAACUUCGAAGAGGAGGUGCGAGGUAUCGUUGACAAAGCCACCAAAGAACUCGGCAUGGAAAAGAUUCUGAAAGAACUGAACGUCACUUGGUCUCAGAUGGAAUUCGAGUAUGAAGAACACCUCCGAACCAAAGUACCUCUACUGAAAUCUAGUGAAGAACUGAUCGAAACCCUUGAAGACAACCAAGUGCAGCUGCAAAACCUGAUGACAUCCAAAUACAUUGGACACUUCUUGGAAGAGGUCACUUCAUGGCAAAAGAAGCUAUCUACUGCUGACUCGGUGAUUAGUAUCUGGUUCGAAGUCCAAAGAACUUGGUCUCAUUUGGAGAGUAUCUUCAUUGGGUCUGAAGAUAUUCGAAAUCAAUUGCCAGAAGACUCAAAAAGAUUCGAUGGCAUUGACACUGACUUCAAGGAACUUGCUAGUGAGGCGGGUAAAAUACCCAACGUUGUUGAGUGUACAAACAGAGCUGGUCUUUAUGAGAAACUAGAACGUCUCCAGGAAAAUCUUUCUCUAUGCGAGAAGGCACUUGCUGAAUAUCUAGAGACCAAGAGACUUGCCUUUCCAAGGUUUUACUUCGUAUCUUCUGCUGAUUUACUUGACAUUCUAUCCAAAGGAAAUCAGCCUGUUGAGGUGUGUCGUCAUUUGUCCAAGUUGUUUGACAACAUGGCAAAGCUUGAGUUUAAAGAAGAUGAUGAAGGUAAUGUUACCAAAGAUGCUGUAGGCAUGUACAGCAAAGAAGGAGAAUACGUGGAGUUCCAAGAGAUCUGCGAUUGUUCUGGGCAGGUUGAAGUAUGGCUCAACCGUGUUAUGGACACGUCGCGUGCCACCGUUAGACAUCAGCAAUCAGAGGCUGUGGUAUCAUACGAAGAGAAGCCACGUGACCAAUGGAUCUUUGAUUUCCCUGCUCAAGUAGCGCUUUGCGGGACUCAGAUCUGGUGGACCACAGAAGUUGGCAUCGCUUUUGCUAGACUGGAGGAAGGCUAUGAGAAUGCGCUUAAAGAUUAUUAUAAGAAACAGGUAAACCAAUUGACAACGCUUAUCAACAUGCUGAUUGGUGACCUGACAUCCGGAGACAGACAGAAGAUCAUGACUAUCUGUACUAUUGACGUACAUGCUCGUGACGUAGUGGCCAAGCUUAUCCAACAGAAAGUUGAGAAUGCCCAAGCAUUCUUAUGGCUUAGCCAACUGAGGCAUCGGUGGGACGAUGCCACUGGUCAUUGCUAUGCUAACAUCUGUGAUGCACAGUUCAAGUAUUCCUAUGAAUACCUUGGUAAUACUCCACGUCUUGUCAUCACACCUUUGACCGAUAGAUGUUAUAUCACUCUGACUCAGUCCCUUCAUUUGACCAUGAGUGGCGCUCCUGCUGGACCUGCAGGGACAGGAAAGACUGAGACUACGAAGGAUCUUGGAAGGGCACUUGGUAUUAUGGUGUACGUCUUCAACUGCUCAGAACAGAUGGACUAUAAGUCUUGUGGUAACAUCUACAAAGGACUUGCCCAGACAGGAGCAUGGGGUUGUUUUGAUGAGUUCAACCGUAUCUCUGUGGAGGUGUUAUCUGUCAUUGCUGUGCAAGUCAAGUCUAUUCAAGACGCCAUCAGAGAUAAGAAGGARCGCUUCAUCUUCCAAGGGGAAGACAUCUCCCUUGUUCCGACAGUUGGACUGUUCAUCACUAUGAAUCCUGGUUAUGCUGGUCGUACAGAGCUACCAGAGAAUCUCAAAGCUCUUUUCCGUCCAUGUGCUAUGGUGGUACCUGAUUUUGAACUGAUUUGCGAAAUCAUGUUGGUGGCUGAGGGUUUCAUCGAGGCUCGUGCUUUAGCCAGAAAGUUCAUCACCCUAUACUCGCUUUGCAAAGAGCUUCUCUCAAAACAGGACCAUUACGAUUGGGGAUUACGUGCAAUCAAAUCCGUCCUGGUCGUAGCCGGUUCCCUUAAACGAUCCGACCGACAGAGACCAGAAGAUCAGGUGCUUAUGAGGGCCUUACGUGACUUUAACAUUCCAAAAAUCGUAACAGAUGAUGUUCCUAUCUUUAUGGGACUUAUUGGGGACUUGUUCCCAGCACUGGAUGUACCCCGUAAGAGAGAUAUGGACUUUGAGGCUCUGGUCAAGAGAUCAGCCUUGGAUCUUAAACUUCAACCAGAAGACAGCUUCAUUCUAAAGGUGGUGCAGUUGGAAGAGCUCUUAGCAGUCCGUCACUCUGUAUUUGUUCUUGGCCCUGCUGGAACCGGCAAAACACAGGUCAUCCGUACUUUGAAUAAGGCCUACCAGAAUCAAAAGAGAAAGCCUUUAUUACACGACCUGAACCCUAAGGCUGUGACAGCAGACGAAUUGUUUGGCUUCAUCAACCCAGCUACUCGAGAAUGGAAAGAUGGUCUGUUUUCCACCACCAUGCGUGACUUGUCUAACAUUGCCACUGACUCCCCCAAAUGGAUCGUUCUUGAUGGUGACAUUGAUCCCAUGUGGAUUGAAUCCCUCAACACUGUCAUGGACGACAACAAGGUUUUGACACUGGCCAGUAAUGAGCGUGUCCCACUGACCCCCUCCAUGAGACUACUAUUUGAGAUCGGUCACCUGAAGACUGCAACACCCGCAACAGUAUCGCGUGCUGGAAUUCUUUUCUUGAAUUAUGCAGAUGUCGGCUGGAAUCCAUACGUAUCCAGUUGGAUUGACACCCGUGAGGUGCAAUCAGAGAAGGCCAAUCUUCAAAUCCUGUUUGACAAAUACGUACCGGUCUGCCUUGACGUGCUGCGGGUGCGCUUUAAAAAGAUCACUCCAAUACCCGACAUCACCAUGGUUAACAUGAUCUGUUACUUGCUGGAAUGUCUACUGACGCCUGAAAAUACUCCUCCCGACUGCAAUAAGGAGUUGUACGAGCUGUAUUUCGUGUUUGCUGCUGUGUGGGCCUUUGGAGGUGCUAUGUUCCAAGAUCAGUUGAUUGACUAUCGUGUGGAGUUCUCUAAAUGGUGGGUAACCGAGUUCAAGACCAUCAAAUUUCCUUCUGCUGGUACGGUUUUUGAUUACUCUAUCGACCAGGAAACCAAGAAAUUUGUUCCCUGGACAGAAAGUGUGCCUCGCUUCGAGUUAGACCCUGAAAUACCAUUACAGGCUGUGCUCGUCCACACGGCAGAAACAACCCGUGUCAGAUUCUUCAUGGAUUUACUGAUGGCCAAGAAAAGACCAGUAAUGUUAGUGGGUAGUGCCGGUACAGGAAAGACAGUAUUAGUCAACGACUACUUCCAAUCGUUGGACUCUGACGUUACCAUGGUAGCCAACGUACCAUUCAACUACUACACCACCUCGGCCAUGUUGCAGGGUGUACUAGAAAAACCACUGGAGAAGAAGGCAGGACGUAAUUAUGGACCACCAGGAAAUAAAAAGCUAAUUUACUUCAUCGACGAUAUGAACAUGCCUAUGGUGGACACAUAUGGUACAGUACAGCCUCACACGCUGAUUCGUCAACAUCUAGACUACCAUCACUGGUACGAUCGAACCAAAUUGACCUUGAAAGAUGUAGGCAAUACACAAUAUAUAGCCUGCAUGAACCCAACAGCUGGUAGCUUCACCAUUAAUCCACGACUUCAGCGUCAUUUUGCAGUCUUUGCUAUUAGUUUCCCUGGCCUUGAUGCCCUCAAGACUGUCUACCUCAGUAUUCUAAACGGCUAUAUGAAGGUUCAUGCAUUCGCUGCUUCUGUUGCUAAAAUCACCGAUAAACUACUAGACGCUGCUCUUGCUCUCAAUCAGAAGAUUACAAGCACAUUCCUGCCAACAGCCAUCAAAUUCCAUUACAUUUUCAACCUUCGAGAUCUUUCCAACAUAUUCCAGGGUAUUUUGUUUAGUACCCCAGAGUGCGUGAAGACCCCCAUAGACCUCGUACGUCUGUGGAUGCACGAAUGUGAUCGAGUAUAUAGGGACAAGUUCGUCGAUGAGAAAGACAUUGAAAUGUACGAUAAAUUACAAAUGGACAUAACAAAAAAAUUCUUUGAGGACUUGGACGAAGAACAGAUCGCUGCCAAGCCCAACCUGUACUGCCAUUUCGCUUCGGGUAUCGGUGACCCCAAGUAUCUUCCAGUACCAGACUGGGAUCACUUAAGUAAACUACUUGUUGAAGCACUGGACAAUCACAACGAGGUUAAUGCUGUCAUGAACCUCGUGCUCUUUGAAGAUGCCAUGCAGCAUGUGUGUCGUAUUAACCGUAUCCUAGAGGCCCCACGUGGUAAUGCUCUUCUCGUCGGUGUUGGUGGCAGCGGUAAACAGAGUUUAGCCAGACUGGCAGCAUUUAUCAGCUCACUUGAUGUUUUCCAGAUUACUCUCCGAAAGGGCUACAGUAUUCCAGACAUGAAGGCCGAUUUAGCAGCUCUGUGUAUCAAAGCGGGAUGGAAGAACAUUGGUACCGUAUUCUUACUAACAGACGCACAGAUCCCUGAAGAGAACUUCUUGGUAUUGAUUAAUGACUUACUAGCAUCUGGUGAGAUUCCUGGCUUGUUCCCCGACGAUGAAGUAGAAAAUAUAAUAUCAGGCGUCAGGAAUGAGGUCAAAGGUGCUGGAUUACAAGACACAAGAGAAAAUUGCUGGAUGUUUUUUAUUGAACGCGUCCGACGAAACCUUAAGGUCGUUCUGUGUUUCUCUCCUGUUGGUUCAACCUUACGUGUUCGUAGUCGUAAGUUCCCUGCCGUUACUAACUGCACUGCUAUUGAUUGGUUCCACGAAUGGCCUCAAGAGGCUUUGGUUUCUGUCAGCAAACGUUUCAUUGAGGAUUUGGAUCAACUAGAUACUGAAAUCAGACCAUCUGUGGCAGACUUCAUGUCUUUCGUCCAUACUAGUGUCAACGAAGAGAGUAAGGCCUACCUCAGCAACGAAAGACGGUACAACUAUACUACACCCAAGAGUUUCCUUGAACAGAUCAACCUUUAUCGUAACCUACUGAAGAAGAAGUCCAAAGAACUUGCACAGAAGACCGAACGUCUAGAGAACGGUUUACUUAAACUCCAAAGCACCGCACAACAAGUAGACGACUUGAAGGCAAAGCUUGCUUCCCAAGAAGUUGAACUGAAACAGAAGAACGAAGAUGCGGACAAACUGAUCGCCAAAGUUGGAGUUGAAACGGAAAAAGUCAGCAAAGAGAAGGCUUUUGCUGACGGUGAGGAAAAGAAAGUCCAGGUUAUUGCAAAAGAUGUAUCUGAGAAGCAAAGAUCCUGCGAAGAAGACUUAGCCAAGGCUGAACCAGCUUUGCUUGCGGCUCAAGAAGCUUUAAACACCCUGAACAAAAACAACUUAACAGAACUGAAGUCCUUCGGAUCGCCACCAGGUGCUGUAGUUAACGUCACAUCAGCUGUAAUGGUCCUCCUUGCUCCAUCUUCUAAAAUCCCAAAAGACCGUAGCUGGAAAAAUGCUAAAAUCAUGAUGGCCAAGGUCGAUCAGUUCUUGGAUCAACUGAUCAACUAUGACAAAGAAAACAUCCACGAUAACAACCUCAAAGCAGUGCAACCAUACCUUGACGAUCCAGAAUUCAGCGCUGAUUUUAUCAAGACCAAAUCUCUAGCCGCCGGUGGUCUUUGCGCUUGGGUCAUCAACAUUGUUCAAUUCUAUCGAAUCUUCUGUGAUGUCGAACCCAAGAGAAAGGCUCUGGCUGCCGCUAAUGCUGAAUUGGCCGCCGCAGAAGACAAACUUGCCAAGAUUAAAGCCAAGAUUAACGAGCUGGAUGAGAACUUGGCCGAACUUACCGCCGCAUUCGAGAAGGCUACAGCAGAAAAACUGAAAUGUCAGCAGGAAGCAGAAACAACUGCUAAGACAAUUGAACUAGCAAACAGGCUGGUUGGUGGGCUGGCUUCUGAGAAUGUACGUUGGGGCGAAUCGGUGGCGAAUUUUAAGAUCCAGGAAAAGACUCUACCUGGUGAUGUAUUGCUGACCACGGCGUUUGUGUCGUAUCAAGGCUGCUUUACCAGGAGAUACAGGGAUAAUCUCAUCAACAAGUGGCUUGAGUUCMUCAAUUCUCAAUCGGUAAAGAUUCCAAUCACUGAAGGCCUUGAUCCACUAAGCCUCCUUACUGACAACGCUACUAUCGCGCAAUGGAAUAACGAAGCUCUUCCGAGUGACAGAAUGUCUACCGAGAACGCCACGAUCCUGACCAACUGUGAACGUUGGCCACUCAUGAUCGAUCCUCAGUUACAGGGCAUCAAGUGGAUUAAAACUCGCGAGGGAGCUGACCUACGUGUAGUGCGGCUAGGACAGAAAGGAUACCUGGACACCAUCGAGCGAGCUGUUUCUAAUGGUGACUGCAUGUUGAUCGAAAACAUGGGAGAAAACGUAGACGCAGUCUUGGAUCCCCUGAUUGGCCGUAACACGAUCAAGAAGGGAAGGGCCAUUAAGAUGGGCGACAAAGAGGUGGAGUACCAUCCCGACUUCCGUCUCAUUCUACAAACCAAACUUGCCAAUCCUCAUUACAAACCCGAAAUGCAAGCACAGACUACCCUCAUCAACUUCACCGUCACCCGAGAAGGUCUGGAAGAUCAGUUGCUGGCUGACGUGGUGCGUAAGGAAAGACCCGAUCUAGAGGAGACCAAGGCUAAACUCACCCAGCAGCAAAACGCCUUCACCAUAAAACUAAAAGAACUCGAGGAUUCUCUACUGGCGCGUCUCUCAGCUGCAGGAGGUAACUUCCUAGGUGACUACGCCCUGGUAGAGAACCUUGAGACAACCAAACGAACCGCAGCAGAGAUAGAGGUACAAGUAGGAGAAGCAAAGAUAACAGAGGUCAAGAUCAACGAGGCACGUGAGGCCUACAGACCAGCAGCAGCCAGGGCCUCCUUGCUCUACUUUAUCCUCAACGACCUGAACAAGAUCAACCCUAUGUACCAGUUUUCACUCAAGGCUUUCAGUGUGGUCUUCCAAACUGCUAUUUCACGUGCAGAAGCAGCUGAGGAGGUCAAAGCUCGUGUUCUUAAUCUGAUAGACUGUAUUACAUACUCGGUAUUUAUCUACACCACACGAGGUCUGUUUGAGAAAGACAAGCUUAUCUUUACUGCUCAAGUGGCUUUCCAGGUUCUUCUGAUGAAAAAGGAGAUCAUUCCUCAUGAGUUGGACUUCUUGUUACGUUUCCCUGCAGUCAUGAACGUGACCAGCCCGGUGGACUUCUUAAAUAACCUUUGCUGGGGAGGAAUCAAGGCUUUGAGUAACAUGGAAGAAUUCCGUAACCUGGAUAGAGAUAUCGAAGGCUCAGCCAAGCGAUGGAAAAAGUUUGUGGAGAGCGAGUGCCCAGAGAAGGAGAAAUUCCCCCAGGAAUGGAAAAACAAGACAGCACUUCAGAAACUCUGCAUAAUGAGAGCAUUAAGACCCGACAGAAUGACUUACGCUGUCAGUAACUUUGUGGAAGAAAAACUGGGCCAUAAAUACGUAGAAGAUGCUCCCUUGGAGUUUGCUCGGUCAUACGAGGAAAGUUCUCAAAGUACUCCAAUCUUCUUCAUCCUCUCCCCUGGUGUCGAUCCCUUAAAGGACGUAGAAGCGUUAGGCAAAAAGCUCGGUAAAACAUUUGAUAACAAGAACUUCCACAACGUCUCUCUUGGACAGGGUCAAGAAAUCGUUGCUGAGCAAUGUCUAACUUUAGCAUCCAAGGAAGGCCAUUGGGUCAUCUUACAGAAUGUGCAUCUGGUGAAGAACUGGCUACCAAAACUCGAGAAACAACUAGAAGCUUACAGCGAGGGAAGCCAUGAAGAUUACCGUGUGUACAUCUCAGCUGAGCCUGCAGGUACUCCAGAAGCACACUGCAUCCCGCAGGGUAUUCUGGAAUCAUCCAUCAAAAUUACCAAUGAACCACCGACUGGAAUGAUGGCUAACUUGCACAAGUCACUCAACAACUUUAAUCAGGAUACGUUAGAGAUGUGUGCACGUGAGAAUGAGUUCAAGAGCAUUCUAUUUGCCCUGUGUUACUUCCAUGCAGUGGUGGCAGAAAGACGAAAGUUUGGUCCUCAAGGCUGGAACCGUUCAUAUCCCUUCAACACUGGAGACUUGACUAUCAGUGUCAAUGUGUUGUAUAAUUACCUGGAAGCUAAUGCAAAGGUGCCAUGGACUGAUCUCCGUUACCUGUUUGGAGAGAUCAUGUAUGGUGGACAUAUCACUGAUGACUGGGACAGACGUUUGUGUAAGACAUACCUGGAGGAGUACAUGAAACCUGAAAUGCUUGAGGGCGAGUUGUCUCUUGCCCCAGGAUUUCCACUGCCUCCCAAUUCAGACUUCAAGGGCUAUCAUACGUACAUAGACGACACCUUACCACCCGAGAGUCCUUAUCUUUAUGGCCUGCAUCCUAAUGCUGAGAUCGGCUUCUUGACUACCACGUCAGACAACCUGUUCCGUACACUACUGGAGAUGCAGCCUCGAGAGAGUGGUGCUGAAGGAGGUGGAGGACAGACAAGAGAAGAAAAGGUUAAACAAGUCCUUGACGAGAUCAUGGAAAAACUCCCUGAAGAGUUUAACGUGCCUGAAAUGAUGGCCAGAGUAGAAGAUCGAAGCCCGUACACCGUUGUGGCAUUCCAAGAAUGCGAACGAAUGAAUAUGCUAACAUCUGAGAUGAAAACUUCUCUCAAGAUGCUUGAUCUUGGUCUCAAGGGUGAGUUGACUAUUACGUCAGACAUGGAAGAGCUUUCGAACUCUCUUUACUUGGAUACCGUACCGGAAUCAUGGACCAAGCGUGCUUACCCAUCAAUGGCUGGCCUUGCCGCUUGGUUUGCUGAUUUACUUCUGCGUAUCAAGGAGCUAGAAAGCUGGACGUCUGACUUCUGUCUUCCAAAUGUAGUAUGGCUGUCUGGGUUUUUCAAUCCUCAGUCAUUUCUCACAGCUAUCGAGCAGUCCAUGGCUCGUAAGAAYGAAUGGCCUCUUGAUAAAAUGGCUUUACAAGUGGAUGUCACCAAGAAGAACAAAGAAGACUUUAACAGCCCACCCCGUGAAGGAGCCUACGUCCAUGGAUUGUUCAUGGAAGGUGCUCGCUGGGAUACACAGACAGGAAUGAUAGCUGACUCCAAACUGAAAGACCUUACCCCAUCCAUGCCAGUCAUGUUCAUCAGGGCAAUCCCAGUAGACAAACAAGAAACCAAGAACGUCUAUGAAUGCCCUGUUUAUAAGACCAGACAGAGAGGUCCCACUUAUGUAUGGAACUUCUUCUUAAAAACCAAAGAGAAUCCUGCCAAGUGGACCCUCGCUGGAGUUGCACUUCUCCUUAGUGCAUAAGCCUUUUCCAACAAUAACCAUAGAAGUCGUGCUUUUUUGACACAAUUUUUUCCCUAUUUUCGUAUGAUGGUGUUUUUUCCUUAGUACAUUUCGAGAACUYAUGAAGUUUACGAAAUAUCUUUUGUAUUUCGUUUGAUUUGGUGUUAAAAACAGUGUUAUUUCUCGUUAGUUUGUUCUUCAAAACCUUUACUCAUUUUGAUUUCUUUUCAUAAAGGUUCUUUAAUUUUUCUGCGAAAAACCAAGCUAACUAAAAGCUUCCAUCAGAUCAGGGUUUUUUUGCACUCGCUUUUUUUCUACUGCAAGGGUAUAAUACCUAUCCUAGCAAAUGCAGGAUUUAAGCUUAACGAACAUCAAAAAAUUGUCUUCRAGCCACACAUUCAUUUGAGAAAAAACACUUUGACUAUUUGACAAUUUUUUAAACUUUUUUUUUUCUUGCUGUAAUGUCAACUCGGUUUUUCUAUUGUUUUGGUCAUUACUCGUGUGGUAUUGUUAGUAUACGUGCGUUAUGUAUUUACAUUAUUUAUUAACAUUCAUUACAAAUUUAUCUACUYCAAGAGUGUGUAUAAUACAACAUUUAUAAGAGUUUUCCAUGUCAUGCUGCGACAAUGAGUUUUAUCCUUGUAAAUAUUUCUACACAAGGUGGUUAUUUUUAAAUAAAACAAAAAUCUCUACAA
Messenger RNA from Actinia tenebrosa (Australian red waratah sea anemone), 14280 nucleotides. Its product is annotated as dynein beta chain, ciliary-like. Gene Ontology annotation, molecular function: ATP binding; ATP hydrolysis activity; dynein intermediate chain binding. Lineage: Eukaryota; Metazoa; Cnidaria; Anthozoa; Actiniaria; Actiniidae. The record is from RefSeq and is a predicted model, not a curated record. Gene Ontology annotation, biological process: microtubule-based movement. Gene Ontology annotation, cellular component: dynein complex.